CAACACAAUCAGCUUAUGAAGAUUAUAAAAGGAUAGUUCGUGUGAGCCUGAGGGGUACCCUGUCGUCUAUAUCAAGGGUAGCGGACGUGAAACGCGUUACACACUGCUCAUCCGAGCAUCGUUUUGAACAGCAUCAUCAUCUUUUGGGUAACUAAGCCAGCGAAGAAUAUUCUCCAAUCAGAAAUUUGAAUGAGCAUUGUACAACAAACCCAGGGUAGUCUACGGAACAAAGUCAGACACUUGAAUUUUGAUUACUGACGACAUUUGAACAAAAACAAAAAAGGAUGAAGUUCCUUAGUGGUUUGGCUGGCUUUGCUAUGACUAUAACUGUCAUCUACUGUUCUUCUGAUUCUGAUACCUGGGAGAAGUACAAGAAAAAACACGGAAAGGAUUACAACAUAGCUGCUGAUGGUGGAAAGCAGGAUGCAAUGCGUAAGGAAUUGUUUCUCAACAAAACUCGGAUAAUUGAACAACACAACAGCGAAAAAUUUACGUCUUUUAAGAGAGAAAUCAACAAGUUUUCCGAUAUGUUGCCCGCAGAAUUAGCGAAAUAUCUCGGUAUUAAACCUUCGCUUGCUCCCCCCAUUUGGCUGAUGGACUCUAUUAGCACCGACCUGUACAAUCGCCGGCGACCUGCUGCUACAUUGGACUACCGUAAUCACAAUUGUAUGCCGCCAGUUAAAAACCAAGGACAAUGCGGAAGCUGCUGGGCUUUCGCUUCCACCACUCCACUUGAAUUUGCUACAUGUAUGAAACGUGGACGAUCGGUUCUUUUAAGUGAGCAGCAACUAGUUGAUUGCGAUAAAACUAAUGGCGGAUGUGACGGCGGUUGGUACACCUCGGCUUGGAUUUACAUAUGGAAGGCCUGGGGAUCUGCUAAACAAUCGCUAUAUCCUUACAACGCCCAGGAAAACACGUGCACAUAUUCUUGGUUCAUGAGGGACGCCAAAGUGUUCACCUAUCGUUACGCUCCGUCUAAAAACAUGUUAGCUAUGCAGCAAGCCAUUGAGAAGUACGGACUUCUUGCAACAGCUUUCACAGUUGUCGAUUCAUUCAGUUCUUACGCGAAUGGCGUAUACGACGACAACGCGUGUGACGGGCAGCCUGUUAACCACGCGAUAGUCAUCGUCGGCUGGGACACGCUCAACGGAGUGGACUACUGGAUUGCACGCAAUUCGUGGGGACCCGACUGGGGCAAAAAUGGUUACAUUUACGUAAAACGUGGAGUCAACAAAUGCGGCAUCGAAACUUAUCCUGCUUAUCUUUUGGCAUUCUGAGCGUUCAUUGCAAAACCUAAGCCGUUUCAACCUAUUUAAAGCUCAAUUCCUGUAUGUGUUUACACUGCCUGAUAACAUGUUCUAAAAACCCAAUCAAAAUCUAGUUUUCCUUGAUAGUUAAAAAUUAAAAACAAAUGAAUUACUACGCAUAAAAUGUGUCGAUUUACUGACCCAAGUACACCCGGAAAUUGAAUUCUA
Molecule: messenger RNA, 1475 nt
Organism: Daphnia magna
Lineage: Eukaryota; Metazoa; Arthropoda; Branchiopoda; Diplostraca; Daphniidae
Product: ervatamin-B
Exons: 9
Coding region: 285-1277 (330 amino acids)
Cellular component (GO): lysosome
Molecular function (GO): cysteine-type endopeptidase activity
Source: RefSeq, a predicted model, not a curated record